Haemorhous mexicanus (house finch) is the source of this 4195-nucleotide messenger RNA. RefSeq names its product polypeptide N-acetylgalactosaminyltransferase 13 (gene GALNT13). Lineage: Eukaryota; Metazoa; Chordata; Aves; Passeriformes; Fringillidae. Gene Ontology annotation, cellular component: Golgi apparatus. The record is from RefSeq and is a predicted model, not a curated record.
CAGCCCCGGCUCCGUUAUCCCGAGGGAUCCCCCGGCUCCCGGCUCCGUUAUCCCGAGGGAUCCCCCGGCUCCCGGCUCCGUUAUCCCGAGGGAUCCUCUGGCUCCCGGCUCCGUUAUCCCGAGGGAUCUCCCGGCUCCGCUCCCCCCGCUGUCCCCGAUCCCGCCUUUCCCGGGAGCUUUGGUUAAUCCGGGCUCAGCCGGGCUGGGCCCGCGGUGUGUGACCGGCUCUGACCCAGCCCCGGCGCCGGGCUCUGCUCGGGAGCUCCCCAGGGAAGCUCCGCUGGGCCGCGAGGGAGCAUCCCAAUAUCCCUGGAAAACCGCGCGGAGGCACUUGGAGAAUUAUCCAGGGGGUCAGUGCUGAGGGAAUUCUGUGGGAGCAUGGCUGGAGCAGGACACGGAGUCUGGGCACAGAAUGCAGGCAGUGAUGUGGGCUGCUGCUCCCAGCCUGCCUGGUGGCUCUGUGCCGUGGGACUGUGACCCCGUGGUGCUCCUGCUGUGGCCGGGCUCUGGAGCAGGUGCCAGGAGCCAUGAGGAGGUUUGGCUACUGCCGGGUGGUGCUGGCCACCUCUCUGCUCUGGGUGCUGCUGGACGUGUUCCUGCUGCUCUACUUCAGCGAGUGCAACAAGUGUGAUGACAGCAAGGAGCGGUCCCUGCUGCCCGCCCUGCGCGCCGUGAUUUCCCGGAACCAGGAGGGCCCGGGGGAGAUGGGCAGGGCCGUGCUCAUCCCCAAGGAGGAGCAGGAGAAGAUGAAGGAGCUGUUCAAGAUCAACCAGUUCAACCUGCUGGCCAGCGACCGCAUCGCGCUGAACCGCAGCCUGCCCGACGUGCGGCUGGACGGGUGCAAGAGCAAGGUGUACCCGGAGGAGCUGCCCAACACCAGCGUGGUGAUCGUGUUCCACAACGAGGCCUGGAGCACGCUGCUCAGGACCAUCCACAGCGUGCUGGAGCGCUCCCCGCCGCGCCUGCUGGCCGAGAUCCUCCUGGUGGACGAUGCCAGCGAGAGAGAGUUUCUGAAGGCCUCCCUGGAGAACUACGUGAGGAAGCUGGAGGUGCCCGUCAGGAUCCUGCGCAUGGAGCAGAGGUCGGGGCUGAUCCGGGCACGCCUCCGAGGGGCAGCAGCUGCCAAGGGCCAGGUCAUCACCUUCCUGGAUGCCCACUGCGAGUGCACCCUGGGCUGGCUGGAGCCUCUGCUGGCCAGGAUCAAGGAGGACAGGAAAACCGUGGUGUGUCCCAUCAUCGACGUGAUCAGCGACGACACCUUCGAGUACAUGGCGGGCUCGGACAUGACCUACGGGGGCUUCAACUGGAAGCUGAAUUUCCGCUGGUACCCCGUGCCCCAGAGGGAGAUGGACCGCAGGAAAGGGGACAGGACCCUGCCCGUCAGGACCCCAACUAUGGCUGGUGGCCUGUUUUCUAUUGACAGGAACUACUUUGAAGAGAUAGGAACUUACGAUGCAGGAAUGGAUAUCUGGGGUGGCGAGAAUCUUGAAAUGUCCUUUAGGAUCUGGCAGUGCGGGGGCUCCCUGGAGAUCGUCACCUGCUCCCACGUGGGACACGUGUUCCGCAAGGCCACCCCCUACACCUUCCCGGGGGGCACCGGCCACGUCAUCAACAAGAACAACCGCAGGCUGGCCGAGGUCUGGAUGGACGAGUUCAAGGAUUUCUUCUACAUCAUCUCCCCGGGGGUGGUGAAGGUGGAUUAUGGAGAUGUGUCUGUCAGGAAGGCCCUGCGGGAGAGGCUGGGCUGCAAACCCUUCUCCUGGUACCUGGAGAACGUGUACCCCGACUCGCAGAUCCCGCGGCGCUACUACUCCCUGGGAGAGAUCAGGAAUGUUGAAACCAACCAGUGCUUGGACAACAUGGGCCGCAAGGAGAACGAAAAAGUGGGAUUUUUCAACUGCCAUGGCAUGGGAGGGAACCAGGUGUUCUCCUACACGGCGGACAAGGAGAUCCGCACGGACGACCUGUGCCUGGACGUGUCGCGGCUCAACGGCCCCGUCCUCAUGCUCAAGUGCCACCACCUGAGGGGCAACCAGCUCUGGGAGUAUGAUGCUGAGAAGCUCACCCUGAGGCACCUGAACAGCAACCAGUGCCUGGCGGAGCCGUCGGACGAGGACCGGCUGGUGCCCACGGUGCGCGAGUGCGGCGGCGGCCGCGCCCAGCAGUGGCUGCUGCGCAACAUGACCCUGGCGGCCUGAUCCCGCUCCCAUCCCGCUCCCAUCCCGCUCCCAUCCCGCUCCUCCCGCUCCUCCUGCCGCCCCCGGCAGUGCCGGCCCUCUCCCGACCCCUGCGGAGUCACCGGCGGGCUCCUCCUGCCGCCGCGCCCUCGGACUCCCCCGCGCCUCCAGGUGAUCCAGGACCUGCUGGUACCCACGGCAGCGGGCUCCCGAUGCCAGAGGCAGCAGCUGACCUUGGAGGAGCUGGGAUAUGGAGGGAUUGCUGUCACUCCCAAGAUUCCAGAGGCAUCAUCUCACCUUGGAGAAGCUGGGAUAUGGAGGGAUUGCUGUCACUCCCAAGAUUCCAGAGGCAUCAUCUGACCUUGGAGAAGCUGGGGUAUGGAGGGAUUGCUGUCACUCCCAAGAUUCCAGAGGCAGCAGCUGACCUUGGAGAAGCUGGGAUAUGGAGGGAUUGCUGUCACUCCCAAGAUUCCAGAGGCAGCAGCUGACCUUGGAGAAGCUGGGAUAUGGAGGGAUUGCUGUCACUCCCAAGAUUCCAGAGGCAGCAGCUGACCUUGGAGAAGCUGGGAUAUGGAGGGAUUGCUGUCACUCCCAAGAUUCCAGAGGCAUCAUCUGACCUUGGAGAGGUUGGGAUAUUGGAGGGAUUGCUGUCACUCCUGAGAUUCCAGAGGCAUCAUCUCACCUUGGAGAGGUUGGGAUAUGGAGGGAUUGCUGUCUCUCCCAAGAUUCCAGAGGCAUCAUCUCACCUUGGAGAAGCUGGGAUUUGGAGGGAUUGCUCUCACUCCCAAGAUUCCAGAGGCAUCAUCUCACCUUGGAGAAGCUGGGAUAUGGAGGGAUUGCUGUCACUCCUGAGAUUCCAGAGGUAUCAUCUGACCUUGGAGGAGCUGGGAUAUGGAGGUGCUGCUGUCUCUCCCAAGAUUCCAGAGGCACCAGUUGACCUUGGAGAAGCUGGGAUAUGGAGGUGCUGCUGUCACUCCUGAGAUUCCAGAGGCACCAGUUGACCUUGGAGAAGCUGGGAUAUGGAGGGAUUGCUGUCACUCCACAGAUUCCAGAGGCACCAGUUGACCUUGGAGAAGCUGGGAUAUGGAGGUGCUGCUGUCACUCCCAAGAUUCCAGAGGCACCAUCUGACCUUGGAGAGGUUGGGAUAUGGAGGUGCUGCUGUCACACGUCACCACGGAGAGGUGGCCCGGUCUAAAGGCCCCGUGGCACCAGCUGGCACUGGGAGCCAUCCUGGGAGGUGUGGCCCGAGCUGAUGGGAUGUGCUGGGCUCUCCUGGAGAAGAUCCUGGAGAAUAUCCUGGGCAGUCUUGGGUGGUCUCUCGUGCCCAGUGGGAUUUGAGGGCCCCAAAGCUUCCUGGGUUGUGCUGGGAAAAAGCAGGAUCCCAUGUUGGGAAAACCAGGCCAAGGCUGCACUUGACCAGGAAUUCCAACAGAUGAGGCCACUGGAGACAUGGGAAUGCUGAGGGGAAGGAGUGGCACUCGUGGGACCUUGGGGUGGCAUGGAGGGAGCUGUCCCCUCCUUCCAUGGGAAUGGAGCUGGGGCUGGGGCUCAGGGGACGCCUGGAAGGACCAAAACUGAGACCUGGAGCUUGGGGGGUCUCCAUCCCUGCAUCCCAACACAUCCAUGGAUCCCUGCAUCCCAGCUCUGCCUCCAGGUGUUCCUGGAAUCUCAGGGGCUCCUUCCUGGUUUCAGGAAUUUGGGGGCUUAGUCCUUGUGUGGGUGUGGCCGUUCCCAAAGCGCUGCUGGCCCUCAGGAGCUGCUCCCCGCUGGGAUGUGGGGACAGGGACACUGGAAUGUGCUGGGGACAUUCCUUUGGGAGCCACCCCAAAUGCAGCUGGGGCCCUCUGGGCUGGGAUUUUGGGAAUUCUCACUGCCCAGAGAGUUCAGGAGACUGAAAUCCCAGGGCAGCAGGACCCCAGCACGGGUAAGUGGGGAAAUAUUUCCCAGGAUUUCCCUCACAAUUCCCAACAAUCUCUGUAAAUGCACUGGGUCAUUAAAAAUGCUGGUAUUUUCUGUA